AUGGUAUCCGAAACUGAGGCACUGGACAUUUAUCGCGACGCUAUCCACUUCGACGGAUUGAAUAUCGCCAACUUCUCGCGCGAGAUCUUCGAAGCCUGGCACAAAGGAGGCAUAACAGGUGUAUCCUGCACAUGUGGAAUCUGGGAAGGAUUCCGCGACUCGAUCGCGAACGUGGUACAAUGGAAGAAAUGGUUCGAGGAGCACUCUGACCUAAUUGUGCAAGCGCACAACGUACGCGACAUUCGCCAGGCGAAGAAAGAUGGCAAAACGGCUGUCCUACUAUCCUGGCAGAACACAGCCGGCAUCGAGGAUAAGUUAGAUUACCUGCGCGUGUUUCGCGAUCUGGGCGUGCGCAAGAUGCAGCUCACGUAUAAUACGCAGAACUACUCCGGAGCUGGCUAUACUGAGAUUCGAGAUUCGGGGCUUACGGGCUUUGGACGAGAGGUUGUCGAUGAGAUGGGCCGGUUGGGGAUUGUGGUUGAUUUGUCGCACGUAGGGCCGCAAACUAGUGAGGAUGUCAUUGAAUACGCGAGCAAACCACCCUGCUUUAGCCAUGUGUUGCCGGCUGGACUUCUCGAGCACACUCGCAAUAAGUCGGAUCAUCUUAUUCGGCGCAUUGGAGAGAAGGGAGGAUUUGUGGGGCUUAGCCAGUUCGGACCGCAUAUGGCUAAGGGCAAUGAGUCGACGAUCGAUGACUAUGUCGCGGCAGUGGACUAUGUUAUUGGCUUGAUUGGUGAAGAUCUAGUUGGCAUUGGUUCGGAUGCCAGCGAGGGCCACGGUCGGCCUAGUGAUUUUAUGGCCUGGUGCAACAAAGAUAAGGGCUAUGCACGACGCCUGACUCCCUGGGGCAGUCAGAAGGUUGUCAAGCCUCUUGGGCCUCUGAGCGAACGCGCAGAGCUGUCUAAGGCCAUGGCAAGGGCCGGCUGGUCAGAGGCGAAGAUGCGCAAGGUGCUUGGAGAAAACUGGUUGAAUUAUCUCGAGCGAAUCAUCGGUGAAUGA
Messenger RNA from Penicillium taxi, 999 nucleotides. RefSeq lists its product as uncharacterized. The record is from RefSeq and is a predicted model, not a curated record. The transcript has a single exon. Gene Ontology annotation, molecular function: metallodipeptidase activity. Lineage: Eukaryota; Fungi; Ascomycota; Eurotiomycetes; Eurotiales; Aspergillaceae. Bases 1 to 999 code for a protein of 332 amino acids. Gene Ontology annotation, biological process: proteolysis.